UAAAAGAAAAAAAGAAUACGAUUAUGAACGUGUAACUAAAAAACAUCGAAAAAACAAAUCAUCAUCAUCACAACAACCACCAUCGCCAUCACAACAACCACCAUCGCCAUCACAACAACCACCAUCACCAUCACAACAACCACCAUCGCUAUCACAACAACCAUCAUCGCCAUCACAACAGCCACCAUCACCAUCACAACAACCAUUAUGUGAUAAUUAUGACAAUGGCAGUGGUGAUGGCGAUAACAAUAUAGCAGUAACAACAAAUGUAUAG
This is a messenger RNA of Paraglomus brasilianum, 274 nucleotides long. NCBI's taxonomy places the organism in Eukaryota, Fungi, Glomeromycota, Glomeromycetes, Paraglomerales, Paraglomeraceae. The record is from the annotation of a GenBank genome assembly.